AUGAUCCGAGUGAUCCUUCAAGACUGUCACUUGAGGCUUCGCAAGUACCGUCAAAGGAUCGACGAAGAAAAGGAGAAGUGCUUUGAGUUCAUGAACGAGAAUGGUACCAAACUGCUCCAGCAGAGAGUGGCCGAACGAGCCCGAGACCAUAAAGCGAAACGGGAGGUAGCGCAAGUGACCGACGAAACGAAAUACCUCAUACGUCAACAGGUGUCUUCCCUCCUCAUGGCACGUCGACCACCCGACGCUUUCUCGAAGGUCAAUCUUAAGGCACUUAAAGAGUUCAGAGCCGACAUUGACCUCGUUAUCGUGCCGACGGACACGGGGGCGGUCCACUGUCGUAUUGUCCUGGCCGUCGAGACUUUCCUACUACUCCUACGAGAGAAAAACAAUGAAACGGAGAAUCGCCUCGGCUACGCUCAAAUCCUCUAG
Messenger RNA from Dibothriocephalus latus, 432 nucleotides. NCBI's taxonomy places the organism in Eukaryota, Metazoa, Platyhelminthes, Cestoda, Diphyllobothriidea, Diphyllobothriidae. The record is from the annotation of a GenBank genome assembly.